CGUGUCUUGUGGGUGUUGUGUAUCCAUUGGUUCUCCAUCCCAUCGAUGAUCGUCAAGCGUUGUGUCUCUUCCAUGCAUGUACAGUGCUUGUGGCCCAUUCCCGCGAUUGACCGGCGUGUAUUGUCACGUUGACGGCAGAGCGCUUCCUGUGCGCCCUUCCGUCAACGUGACACCUCCGCUCAUCAAUGGCAGGAAUGGCCCACCGACAAAUGGCAAAUCAUCUCUCACUUCUCUCUUUCGCACUUCAUUCACACACCACAAUCGAUUAACACACACACAGAUGCACAGCCGCGUUUUGGUCACGCCCCGAUCAUCGAGACCAUCCCAUCAGGCAGGGGUGGGGGGACGGGGGGACCCUCCAGCACCGAUUGCGGGUCCUCGAGGAACCGCAUCCGCAGCUGCUUGGCCUCGUUGAGCUUCUCCUUCUGCCUUUUCUCUGCCAUCCGUUCUUGGUACGCCGCCUCCUCCUCUUCUGUCGGCUCGCGAUAGAGGUUGUCCUCAAUCCACCUGCACCAACACAUACACAUACGCAUACAAACAAAAGGACAGAUACCUUACCGGCCUCUCUCUCUCUCUAUCUCUGCUCACUUGUCGUAUCCUCCAGGGUAAGUUCUGAUCCACAGAGGGAGCCCCGUGCCGUCCUCUGAGAACUCGGGCUUGAUGAGCUGCCUCUUGGGGGGAAUCGGGUACAUGACCGGCUCGUUGACGCCGUAGAACUCGAGCACGUCGAGGCUCUCCACGUUGCCCAUCGAUUUGGCGUACCACGCGGGCGUGUAGCCGUACUGAAAUGGAGAGAAAGAGAGAGAAGGUCUUUGGGGGAAGGGGGAUGUGUGUGGUGCUUACGAAGUCAGUGUCGUUGAUGCGCUGUGUGCUCCGUUGGGCGAGCAUGUUGAGGAUGGUGUCGUAGUUGUAAAUGGCCGCUAUGUGGAAGGCCGUCCGAUUGUACACAUCCUGACACACACACACACACACACACACAUCGAGGGAGGCACAUGGUGGCUGCAGUGCACUGCAGCGCUGCACCUGAUGGUUGACGUGCUGGUCCGCCUCUGGGUCGUUCCUCAGCAGAUAGUCCACCAGGUGCGCAUCGCCACUCUCUGUCGCAUGCAUCAGGGGCGUCCAUCGCAUCUAAACACAGACACAUGACGAGCAAGCAGAGAGAGUAGACACACGGCCUGGUCUCUGCUUGCUAUGUGUGCUUGGUCGUUCCCUGCUGAGCUGACCCGGAGUGCACACCCCAGCCGGAGUCGAUCUUUGCCUUUGUCCCAGUCCAACAAGUCUUCGAUAUCAUAACUCUGCACGGAGGUCGACAGCAGACAGCCAAACGAUGCAUGGAUGGAUGGAUGGAUGCCAUCACGCUUUCUCACCGGUGCGAGAUUGAACGUCUGCCUGGCGCCUUCGUUGCCCCACAUGGCCUUCUCAAGCUGAACACACAACACACAACACACAGAAUGCAUCCACCCUGCUGCCAGGUGGGCAUCCACCCCUUCCUCCCUCCCUCCCUCUCCAUCUCACGCAAUCGAAGUCGUGCAAGCGAGCCCCCUUGUCCUUCAGCAUCUGCAGUAUGGCCAGCUUGGUCUCGGUGGACGUCCGCUCGAAGCCGAUGGGCACGCGGCCGUCGCCUUUUUCCCCUUCAUCCUGGCCCUCGCCUUCAGUGCCGGUGGGCGUGAUGCCGCCCGCGAGAUCGGGGUUGUCCAGCUGGCAGACGAUUGACACGGCAGACUUGCCCGACUGCCAAAAGCCAAAAGCCAGCAGAGAGAAGAAAGAACGAUAUCAUUGUUGGAUGGGAAGGAUCUCUGCGCGUGUGUGUGUGUGGCGUCGUCUCACCUGGUCAGUGAGGUUUGGGUCUGCUCCGCUGUCCAGCAGCUGCCUGAUGGCCUUGACGGCAGGCACACCGCUGUAGACGCCACACGCUUGCAUCAGGGCUGUGUCGCCAGCCUAAUGGACAGAUACACAAACACGCACACACAAACAUUCUUGUCUCUCCCUCUCCCUCCCUUAUUCCCUUACCGCGUUUUGCUGGUUGACACGAGCUCCCUUGGCCAGGAGCAUGGCCACGAUGCCGUCGUCCUCGCCCUCCUCGGCCUCAUUCUCAUGCAGCUUGUUGCUCUCAAAUGUGGCCAUCAGCAGGGGCGUCCGCCGGUCCUGAAGCGGUGAACACACACACACACACACACACAGACACACAGACACAGAUGUACUUCACGUGUCUAGCAGAAGCCUGUGUGUGCCUGGUGAAACGUACGUUGUCCUCUGUGUCUGGUUUGGCACCAGCGUCGAGGAGCAACUUGACAACCUGACACACGAACCCGGAGCAAGGUUGUGAAGGAUGGGCAGCUGAAUGUGAUGUGGUGUGAUGUGAUGUGACGCCGGUGUAGCUGAUCACCUUGGUGUGGCCCUUGCCCGCCGCCCGAUGCAGAGGGGAGAGCUUGUUCUACAAAAGGGAGGGAGAAACAAUCGCCACACGGAUGGAUAAUGGAUACCCAUCAUCAGGUCGGCAAUCGACUUUCUUGUGCGUACAGACCAGGUCGAGUUUAUUGACGUUUGCGCCCCUCUUGAUGAGCAUCUCCACCACCUCCCACACGCCCCAGUGACACGCGUAGUCCAGACAACUACGAUUGUCCUGCCACAAGGCACACACGCCAUACACACAUGAUUGCCCACUUCGGGCACAAUCGGCUCGGGUGGAUGCGUGUACCUUGUCAGUGGUCUGGAAGUCGGCACCAGCGUCGAGAAGCAGUUCAGCGAUCUGCGGAGACACCAAGAGAGAGGCACAGAUUUGUUUUCCUGCAUCAGAUCUAAUGUGAUGUGGCUGUCCAUAGCGCACCUGUGCGUAUCUCUGUCGGACUUGUGGGUCUUGUGUGGUCUCUCUGAAGGUGAUGAACCGCAUGUCAUGGCCGGCCUCCAGGUACGUCAGCCACCGGUGCGUCGGCCACAGACACACGUAGUCGAAAGCGCUGCGACCCAUCUGACCCGAAGGAAGCCAUGAGUCAGCGUGCCUCAUGACGAUCCGUCUUGUUGGUGCAUCGUGUGUCGCGUACUUACCUUGUCUCGGCGGUUGACGUUGAGAGUGGACCUGAAGUCGCCUGUCGCUUCUUCGGUGGUGCUGGUGCUGAUGCUGGCGCCCUCGUCGGUGUCCUUCCUGACGAUGGCUUCGUUGUAGGUCAUCAGCCGUUUCAGCAUGGCGAGCUCGCCAAAGAUGGCGGCAUACGUCAGGGCGUCCCUACCACCAUCCUGCACACGAGGCGCACACAAGGAGACUCAUUUGACGCCGCGCUUGAGCAACGUGUAUGUGUGUGGGGUGGGGUGGUUACGUCAGUGCGUGUGGGGUCGGCUCCCCUGUCCAUGAGCAGGUCGAAGAUGGCCCGGGAGCCCUUGGAGAUGCUGCGGUGGAGCGGGGAGAUGCCCUCAUCCUGACAGACAGACAGACAGACACCAUCCACACACAUACAUGGUUGUGUGUGUGUGUGUGUACCUUGUUGGUGUUGUAGUUGAGGUCAGCCCCCAGGUCCAGCAGCAGCCUCACCAUCUUGAUGUCCACAUUGUCAAUCGCAUGGUCCAGCGGCCGACGAUUACUCUGCACACAACCAUACCAUCCCAUACAUGGAGCCAUCGCACGCACCCAUAUUGGCACACACACACAUGCAUACCUUAUCUGGCGUGUCUGGGCUGAUACCUCCCGCCCUGAUCCACCGCUCGGCGAAGCCAUAGUUGGACGCAUUUACAGCCUGCACGACAAGCAUGCACAUGGCACAUGAGGACACACGCAGCCGAAAGGUGAGGCGGUCUGUCGACAGCAGUUCUCACGUCGUUAAGCGGCUCUCCAAUGCGGUUCUCGAGAGCCAGCUCUUCUGGCGUGGCUGCAGACAGGCACACAACGGAAUGCAGCUGCGCGUGUUGUGUAUGUGUGUUGGGUGGCGUACGGAUGUCCUCAGGCCCCUGUGUGAUGAAGUAAUUAUAGGGGUCCCAUAUCUCAUUCAGAAAGUGCUCGUAAGGCCACCUGUCGCGAAUCAUCCACGCUUAACUCACACACACAAUAUCGACACAGACACAAUCGACACACGCACACACACGCGCGUGCGCUCACGCAAACAGGACCACCCCCCGUGUGUGUCGCGUACCUCCCUGGCCCUGGGUGCCUCCGCUUGACGCGAUGUCUGUAUCUCCCGUGCUGUCGCCUGUGGUGGGGUUGAACUUGCCCGCCAGCUUGCUCGCCUGAGCAGACGCCGCCAUCCGCUUCAGCUCCGUCAAUGUGGACGUCCUGCACACAGACACACAGCAACAUACACACACAUCACCACCCAGAUCUGGCACCCAUCGGCCGCCAUGCUGUUCGUCACCUCUUCUCUCGCUGCUUCCGUGGCACUUCCGGCACUUGUAUGGGCGGCAGGGUCUCCACAGCUGACGACUGCAUCACCGUGCUGCCUCUCCUCGCCAGCCGCUGCCGCAGCGGCGAUGCAUUGAGGAUGAAGGCAGAUCUCGAUGAGUCGUGGUGGUGGUGGUAGGCGAAGGACAGAUCGUUGCAGAGCAGGACAGAGAUGGCGGCAAGCAUCAGCGCCAUUGAGCGAGGGAUCUGCUGCAGUGGCUUCAACACAUCGCCGCUUGUGCCUGUGCCUGGGGAGGGAUCACUCGCCUCAUGCGGCUGCGAUGAAUCGCGAUGAUCUAUCAUCCACCUUUUUCCUCCAAA
Messenger RNA from Vitrella brassicaformis, 4687 nucleotides. The record is from the annotation of a GenBank genome assembly. NCBI's taxonomy places the organism in Eukaryota, Vitrellaceae.